UAUAUAUACUUGUUCCUUAAUUGAUAUAAAAGUCUCGAACUUAAAAUCAUAGUGCUUAUGUUAUUUCAAUUGUUAUCGCCAAGUUCUCGAAUUUUAUAUAAGAAUGAAAACAAUGUAAAGCCGAUAAUAAAAACACAUAUGUAUAAGAUUUAGGCAAAGCACUCGCUUUUCGUUCGUGUGAUGUGCUACCAUUAACUUUAGUACAAAAUCUGUAUGUGAUAAUCUGUGUAAGUAAAUAUUUUAAUCUUUUUUUCAACUUUAUUAUUACAGAUUCGUUUCAAAAGUCGCAUGUGUUGAUAAGUGAUUCUUAUCGGUUAUUUCAUUGAUGAUGGCUCCCUGUCAUUCUCGUGCAACGGUAUUUUCGUAAUUUCUUGUGUUAUUGUUUUUUCUUACUUUAGUACCCAGAAACUCUUUAAUAUUAACAAAUUACAUUUCAUAAAUUAAUCAUAACGAAUAAAAAUACUUUAAAGUAUACUAGGGACCGUCCAAAUAAAUUUGGACAUUCCUCAUGUGUUAUCAAGAAAUAAUUUAUUUUUUCAGUGAAAUGAAAUAAAGUGAUUAAACUAUAAUAGCAAUGGCUAUGAGAAAACGGAGUGGUUCAGGCUCUAAACGCCAACACAAGGGAAAGCUAGUACCAAUCUAUGAGAGCUUUUUUAAAGGAGAAGAUCUGACAUUAGCUCAUCCAAAUUUUUGGAAUGAAUUGUUCCUUAUAAAACCCAUGGUUCCACAUAUAGAAAGUGAAAUUUUACACAUGACUGCAGAACAAUUAAACGCAAGCAAAGAAAAUUUAAAUGCCUUGGUCUGCCAUUGCGUGGAUACAUUAGUUGAUGAACAUCCUUUCAGAGUUGUGUAUGCUCUACAAACAUUAGCAGCUGUUAUACAAUCCAUGUAUAAGAAAGCUAGUCAAGGGGACUGUGGAUUUAACUUAAUCGAUAUCCUAGUAGGAUUUGAUUCUGCUGAACAAAGGAUGACAACUUUAAUGCAACAUUGCAAUAAUUUUUUAACAGGUGAAUACCCUGAUAGCUUAAAAGCUUUAUGCUUAAAGUUAUUGUUAAUUAUUGUAACCGGCAUGGACAACGUUAGUCAGAACACUUUGUUGGAGUACGUUAUGCUUAAUAGUGUUUUUGAAUCUCUGGUUCAAUUGCUGAGAGACACAACAGCUAGAAAUCGCCAUGGCCAUGACGCAGUAUUGCUCUUAACACUUCUAGUCAAUUAUAGAAAGCAUGAAAGAGCGAAUCCUUACAUUGUUAAAUUGUCAAUUCUAGAUGAUGAACUAGCUCUGAACGGAUAUGGCCAAGUAAUAUCGAGUUCAUUGAUGGACUUUUGUAGACAAUUUGCUCAGCAAAGAGCAGAAAUACAAGCAUCUUGGCUGUCUUCCUUGACUAGUAUAGUUGGAAGUAUAUUUGUUGGAGAGGAGGAAGCAAAAACGCAACAAGUCCGCGCAAAUAAUGCAUUGUUAUUAGCACUCUAUGAAUCUACACACUUGAAUCGUAAUUUUGUGACUACCUUGGCUUACACUCAAAGCGAUACGAGUGCUCCGCCUUCUCCGAAUAAUACGUUAGGGCCAAACGCCGUAGCACCUGGAGCACAAUUACCCGACGUAAUGGCUCAACCAUUUAAUUUGUUGGCGACGUUCUUACAGUAUUGUUCAAUAGUUAUGCAAGUGAUUAGAACAGAGGCAAUAAUGAGUAAUGUCAAAUUGUGCUUCCUUAUAUUAAGCUGCAUUGCUGAAGAUCAAUAUGCAAACAGUCUGAUGCAUGAUGCAAACUUGGCUUUCAGAGUACAACUACAUAGAGUACCAAUGCAUCAUAGGAAGAUUCAAGACAAAGCGGCACCCGUGCAACCAUUGGCUGCUACAUUACUUGAUUUGCUGGUCGAAUUUGUUACAUCGCACAUGAUGAAAAAAUUCCCGCUUGAACUUUAUCAUCACUGCAUCGGGGUUUUACAAAGGUUGCUCUGUUAUCAAAAAAGAUGCAGAGUUAGACUUGGUUAUCAAUGGAGGGAUCUUUGGACAGCAUUGAUCAAUUUACUCAAAUUUUUAACCACUCAUGAAAGUCACCUUAUUAAGAAAAUGAAUAUUUUCCCGUUAGCCAUUCAGGUUGUGAAUAUUUUAAAUUUGUUUAUCACUUAUGGAGACACGUUUCUAUCUUCACCGAGUAGCUACGAUGAAUUGUUUUACGAGAUAAUACGAAUGAGGCUUAUUUUUACGAAUUUAAAUGCAAUGGCACUCCGAUAUUCGACAAGCGAAUCUUAUGAGUACAAGGAACAUGCACUAAAAUUAACAAACUGUUUGGUAAACAUGAGAGAUAUAGUGAAUCAUUUCCCACCAAAAAUAGCAGCAUGGUUAGCCAGUGAAAGUUUAUCUACUCCCACGGAACAACAGAUUCUAGCAAUCAUAAUACAGAAUUAUGACAGCCUUACGUUAAAGUUGCAAGAUAAUUUAGAUCAGUACGAAAGAUAUUCCGAGAAGCCAGAUCACGUUGCAUUCUUCGAAGAAAUGGUAACCGGAGUCGUAAUUGACACAAGAGGAUCAAUAGAUUUGAGUACCUUAGAUACACAGGCAAUAUUACAGGAAUUAUCGAAUAUUUCGUAACACAGGUUAUGCAGAAAAAAUGAACUGGGGCCUGUGCAUCAGUUUGUUGUCAUGAUGUAUCAUAAUGUACUUUCUUUUCUAAUACAGUCGGCUUUACAUGUAUUCCUUAAUAUUUCAAGGAAUGUAGUUUAUCGAAUUGCGAAAUGUCACGACGUAAUAUGUUUUGUCAUUACGCUACAUUUCUAUGAAUUCGUGUACACAAGAUACAACGAGUCAUUAUAAUUUAAUAAUUAUAAAAUUGGAAACUAUUUAUUGCAAACAUGUAAUAAAAUUUCACGCUUUUCAUCUGGUAAUUACGAGAUAUAAAAAAAUAAAAUU
Nomia melanderi (Alkali bee) is the source of this 2911-nucleotide messenger RNA. Its product is annotated as armadillo-like helical domain-containing protein 3. NCBI's taxonomy places the organism in Eukaryota, Metazoa, Arthropoda, Insecta, Hymenoptera, Halictidae. The record is from RefSeq and is a predicted model, not a curated record. Gene Ontology annotation, cellular component: cytosol.